Hypoxylon trugodes is the source of this 2212-nucleotide messenger RNA. Its product is annotated as tannase and feruloyl esterase. The coding region runs from base 492 to 2129 and encodes 545 amino acids. Lineage: Eukaryota; Fungi; Ascomycota; Sordariomycetes; Xylariales; Hypoxylaceae. The transcript has 2 exons. The record is from RefSeq and is a predicted model, not a curated record.
CUGGUUGAGAUUUGAGCAUUACGUAGGCAGAUAACUGCCUGGGAUGCCAAAACCCGAAUCCGACAUUCCUCGUUAAGUAGGCGGUGAAUUGGACCACCAGUCGUUGUAUUCAUACGCCAGAGCAGAAAGUAACUGGCGGACUCCGUAAAUAUACCGGCGGCGUCACUACCUAGGUAGAUGCACUGAAAUCGGAUGGUUUAAAACCCCGCGUACCGGCACCCAGUUACAGUCGAGUUUUUAUCGACGCCGUGCUUAGCUUACUUUUGAAGGAUCGUUACUGAUGUGAGAACGGACAAUUUUUUUUUAGUAUUUAUAAUCAUAAUCUGUGCCGCUACAGGUGGGACCGUCGGAUCCAGCAUCCCGGCUGCUGUAAACACAGGAUAUAAAAUGGUUGCCUAUGUAUUUUCAACUCAAACAGAUCAUAGUGACAAGUCGGCGAAUAUUAAACUGGACCGGAUAUCACGGGAUUGACACAUAUCAUAUAGCUUACGAUGGCUUUAAGCUCGCUUGCUGAGGCUUGCGUGCCGUCUACUUUUACCCCUACUCUUCCCGGCGCCGAGAUUCUCUCCAUCGAGGCCUCCAUGGUUAAAAAUUAUAACUUUGAUAUUCCCGACGCUCUAGUAUUUGCGAAUCCUCCCGUUAAUGUUGAAAACGCGAAUUUCUGCAAUGUAACGGUAACAUACACCCAUUCCGGCCAUAACGAAGAAGCACAUGUGGAAGCGUGGCUACCAGUGGAUAACUGGAAUGGUCGCUUUCAAGCCGUUGGUGGUGGUGGGUGGGUCACUGGGCGUUUCGUGUUUUCGUAUGCGACCAUGGCUAGGGCGAUCUAUGAUGGGUAUGCUACUAUUACCACCGAUGCUGGGUUAGGUACGGAAUUGAUCCCAAAUUCAUGGGCUCUUCAGAAUUCUGGGGAUGUGAAUUUACAUAAGCUGGAAGAUUUUGCGUCUACUAGCCUUAACGACGAAGCGAUUAUAGGAAAAUCUCUGAUUAAAAGCUUCUAUGGGCAACCACCGUCAUUCUCGUAUUGGUUAGGUUGUUCUUCCGGUGGACGCCAAGGUAUCAUGCUGGGGCAGCGCUAUCCAACAGCAUAUGAUGGAAUUGCGGCUGGUGCACCAGCGAUACAUUUCACCGAGACCGUCCUAAAUACCUUCUGGGCGGAACAUGUGAUGACCCGCGACGGACAUAUACCCUACGGAUGUGAAAUCGAUGCGAUUAGCGCUGCAGCAGUCUCUAAGUGCACGGGCUCAGACGGCUUCGUACUUGAGGUGGAGGAGUGUCUUAACCAGUUUAGCCCAUUCGACCUGGUCGGAACAAGCACGACUUGCGCGGAGACUAAGACGACGGUUGCCAUCAGCGAAGCCGCUGCUAAAGUAGCGAAAGCCGCAUGGGAAGGAAUAAUAUCAUCGAGUGGAGAGCGUCUAUGGCCUGGUCUCAGUAUUGACACUGAUCUCACCGGAAAUUAUCCAGUAGUUCGCAACCAACGAUAUGUCGCAUCUACAGAUUGUAGUGGCGAACGAUGCGUACCGGUGGGAAAUUUUUUCGGAAAGUCGUGGGUUUCGCUUUUCCUAGCAAAGGAUCCGAAUUUCAAUACCAGCAACAUCACACCCGAACAAUUCGAGAACUUUUUCCACACGAGCAAGCAGCAAUAUGAUUCUAUCACCGGCACAAACGACCCAGAUCUAUCCGAGUUCAAGAAAACUGGGAAAAUGUUGGUUUGGCAUGGAUUGGCCGAUAACCUGAUAUCGCCCAAGGGCACAGAAAAAUAUUCCCGAGAUGUCACCAAGCGCGUCGACAACGCCGAAGAGUUCUAUCGCUACUACCCAGUUCCUGGUCUAGCACAUUGCAUGGGAGGUUACGGAGGACGACCUUAUUCUCUUUUCGAACAACUCCGAACUUGGGUGGAAAACGGGACAGCGCCAGAAUCCUUGCCAGUGUCAUUUUCCGAUCGUCACGGCGUAAUUCAAAAUAGAGUCGUAUGUCCCUGGCCUCAAAAGGCGGAGUUUGAUUCGGACUGCGGGGAUGUAACGAAGGCUGAAUGUUGGAGUUGUCCUGGCCGAGGAACUAACGAGGAGCCGAAAGCGGAAGAAAAGGAGUCGAAUCUUCGCGGGAACAAACACGAGGAACUUUAGGGUUGAAAUAACACUUUCAAUAUUAAAUAGCCUUGGAAAAUGAGUAUAAUUCAUACUUGUGUUGUCCUAGAAUAGGUGCACUU